GCCCCUCAGAGCCUGUGAGUCAGCACUGUCCACGGGAUUGGUCUCUCCCCUUCGCUCCCCGCCCCUGGGGAGGAGCCAGGCAGCUCUAGGUCCAGCCUGUUCUCCUCUCAGCCAGAGAAGAGGCUCCAUCCACGCUGGGCAGAGAUGGGGCCUGGAACUGUCUGGGUCUGAGCCGCGGGAGCCAGAGCCACUUGUCCCUCUCCCUCCCCAGGACCCUUGAGACCCCUGGGCCACAGAGGUCCGAUCAGGCUAAGGGCCUGGGGAUGCCCCCUGCCUGGCCCCCUUGCCCUGACUGGCAGGGGGGCCAGGCUGGGCAGCAGCCUCCCUCUCACUCCAGCCAUGGAUCUCCUGCCCCCCAAGCCCAAGUACAACCCACUUCGGAAUGAGUCUCUGUCAUCGCUGGAGGAGGGGGCUUCAGGGUCCACUCCACCAGAGGAGCUGCCUUCCCCGUCAGCCUCGUCCCUGGGGCCCAUGCUGCCACCUCUGCCAGGGGACGACAGCCCCACCACCCUGUGCUCCUUCUUCCCCCGGAUGAGCAACCUGAAGCUGGCCAACCCAGCUGGGGGGCGCCCAGGGCCGAAGGGGGAUCCAGGAAGGGCAGCCGAGGAUGGGGAGGGGACCGUCGGGGCAGCUGUACCCGACUCAGGCCCCCUGCCCUUCCUCCAGGACAUGAACAAGCUGAGUGGAGGCGGCGGGCGCAGGACUCGGGUGGAAGGGGGCCAGCUGGGGGGCGAGGAGUGGACCCGCCACGGGAGCUUCGUCAAUAAGCCCACGCGGGGCUGGCUGCAUCCCAACGACAAAGUCAUGGGACCCGGGGUUUCCUACUUGGUUCGGUACAUGGGCUGUGUGGAGGUCCUGCAGUCGAUGCGCGCCCUGGACUUCAACACCCGGACUCAGGUCACCAGGGAGGCCAUCAGUCUGGUGUGUGAGGCUGUGCCGGGUGCGAAGGGGGCGACAAGGAGGAGAAAGCCCUGUGGCCGCCCACUCAGCUCCAUCCUGGGGAGGAGUAACCUGAAAUUUGCUGGAAUGCCAAUCACUCUCACCGUCUCCACCAGCAGCCUCAACCUCAUGGCCGCAGACUGCAAACAGAUCAUCGCCAACCACCACAUGCAAUCCAUCUCGUUUGCGUCCGGCGGGGACCCGGACACAGCCGAAUAUGUCGCCUAUGUUGCCAAAGACCCGGUGAAUCAGAGAGCCUGCCACAUCCUGGAGUGUCCCGAAGGGCUUGCUCAGGACGUCAUCAGCACCAUUGGCCAGGCCUUUGAGUUGCGCUUCAAACAAUACCUCAGGAACCCGCCCAAGCUGGUCACCCCUCAUGACAGGAUGGCUGGCUUCGAUGGCUCAGCUUGGGAUGAGGAGGAGGAAGAGCCGCCUGACCAUCAGUACUAUAAUGACUUUCCGGGGAAGGAGCCCCCUCUUGGGGGGGUAGUGGACAUGAGGCUUCGGGAAGGAGUGCCCCCGGGGGCUGCUCGACCCACUCCCCCCAGCGCCCAGACCCCCAGCCACCUGGGAGCCACACUGCCUGUGGGGCAGCCUCCUGGGGGCGACCCAGAAGCCCGCAAACAGAUGCUGCCGCCGCCACCCUGCCCAGCAGGCAGAGAGCUCUUUGAUGAUCCCUCUUAUGUCAACGUCCAGAACCUAGACAAGGCCCGGCAAGCAGGGGCCGGGGCCGGGCCCCCCAAUCCUACCAUCAAUGGAAGCGCACCCCGAGACCUCUUUGACAUGAAGCCCUUCGAAGAUGCCCUUCGGGUGCCUCCACCUCCCCAGUCGGUGGCCAUGGCCGAGCAACUCCGAGGGGAGCCCUGGUUCCAUGGGAAGCUGAGCCGGCGCGAGGCCGAGGCACUGCUGCAGCUCAACGGGGACUUCCUGGUGCGGGAAAGCACGACCACACCUGGCCAGUACGUGCUGACCGGCUUGCAGAGCGGGCAGCCCAAGCACCUGCUCCUGGUGGACCCUGAGGGUGUGGUUCGGACAAAGGAUCACCGCUUCGAGAGUGUCAGUCACCUCAUCAGCUACCACAUGGACAAUCACUUGCCCAUCAUCUCUGCGGGCAGCGAACUGUGUCUCCAGCAACCUGUGGAGAGGAAACUGUGAUCUGUCCCAGUGCUCUCUCCCAGAAGAUGCCCUGCGACUCCUACUACCCUGUUCCCUCUCAGGACCUCACUCGGGAGUGUUCUGUGGGCUUGGCCCUGCAUAGGGCUGGGGGUAGUGUGGACAGUGGGUUCAGCAUCCAGCUGAGGGAGAGGGUUUGAGUCAGGAGCCAGGGGUAGAGUCCUGCUUCUCCCCAAACCUCACCAAAGUAUUAAUGUACAGAGCGGCCCCCUUCCCUGGGCCUUUCCUGUGCCAACUUGAUACCCCCUUCCCCAAGGUGGGUACUGGAGGCCUAGGCAGUGUGCCUCCUUGUGCUGGAACAUGUCCUGUGGUGAUUGGCCCAGUGGCGACAUCACCCUUCCAGGGAACGGGGAAUGAAUCACACCUUUAGUCCACCCCUGGGCUCAGGGUACCCCAGACCCCUCUCAAACCACCCUCUUUCCGAGCAUUUAAACUUUGUGCCUUUGACCAUCUGCUAGGUCUGAAGAUAUUUUAUGCAAAGAGCUCUUGGGCCCCUGAGGUCAAGGACAUGGGUGCUGACACCUUGGCUUCUGGGACCUGGUCCUCUCCUUGCUCAGCACCCUCUCCAGUUCAGGUUGGACGAAGAGAGGCAGGAGUGGCAACUGUCCCCUCUCCCUGGGGAUAUGCCACCCUUCGAGACUGCCUCAGAGCCCCCCUCUUGGCCAGUGGGGAGAUGGACCCCUCCCUUGCUCAGUGCCUCCUGGCCAGGACCCCUGGCCCCAGGGGUCUGUAUAUAAACAUUUCGUACACCCACCCCUCCCAUGUUGCAUGCAUGUUAUAUCUACAGCCAAAGUAUAGCCCUUCUUCCUGUAGCCUCUGCCCUGCCUCCCCCUGCUGGGGGGAUGGGGGUGAUGACUGAACUAUCCAUUCUCCCAGGUGGAUUUUUGUGGAGGUGGGAUCAGGGGCCUUGAGACUCUAAAGCAGUAGACAAUCCCCAAAUAUCAUUGGUAGAUUUGGAACUGCAUUUAUUUUUUAUUUUAUUCGCCUAUGUUUUAGGGCUGUAGAUUUACUUUCCUCAUUUGUUUUCCAUAGCUUUUCUUGAGCACAAAAUGAUAAUAAUCGGUAGCGUUUCUACAUCACCUCUUUGACUCUUCAAAGCCCUUUUACAACUCCUGACCUUUUCCUCACCCCAGCUUGUGAGGCACUUGGGACCCGCAGCAGCCUCUCUUCCACCGGAGAGAACUGAGUCUGAGUGUGAGCUAGGACUAGAGAAACUUGGGCCUCCCACCGCCAGGCUGGGAGGCACAAGUUGGGCUGAAUUAGUGCUAGUUUCCCACGGGGGUCGGGGGGACUUUCAACCCGCAGUUUCGGAGUCCCUUGUCCAAGCCGGGCCCUGCCGCAAAGACAGAAGCCGGUCCUGCUCUGUCCUUAGGUCCCGUGGAUAAGGGAGAAGCACUGUCUAAAUCCUCGCCUCCUCUUUUAUAAAUUGUUUUUUUUUCUUUUCUUUUUUGUUUGGAUGUCUUCACGGGUCUCACUUAUACCAAAGGGGAAGAAUCUUCAUUAAAAUCCAUAUUUCUUCUA
Phacochoerus africanus (Common warthog) is the source of this 3633-nucleotide messenger RNA. RefSeq names its product SHC adaptor protein 1 (gene SHC1). NCBI's taxonomy places the organism in Eukaryota, Metazoa, Chordata, Mammalia, Artiodactyla, Suidae. Gene Ontology annotation, cellular component: plasma membrane. Gene Ontology annotation, biological process: intracellular signal transduction; cell surface receptor protein tyrosine kinase signaling pathway. The coding region runs from base 340 to 2094 and encodes 584 amino acids. The transcript is spliced from 12 exons. The record is from RefSeq and is a predicted model, not a curated record. Gene Ontology annotation, molecular function: receptor tyrosine kinase binding.